GACAUGGGGAAUAAGCAAAGCGUCUUCACGGCAGGGCAGCUGGACGCCUACCAGGACUGCACGUACUUUACAAGAAAAGAAAUUCUCAGACUCUUCCACCGCUACCACGACCUGGCGCCGCAGCUCGUUCCCCUCGACUACACCGAGCAGCCGGAUGUGAAGCUACCCUACGAGCUGAUCGGCAGCAUGCCCGAGUUGAAGGACAACCCGUUCCGUCAGAGGAUCGCUGAGGUUUUCUCCGAGGACGGCCAGGGGAACAUGACGCUGGACGACUUCCUGGACAUGUUCUCGGUUCUGAGUGAGAUGGCACCGCGUGACCUCAAAGCAUACUACGCUUUCAAGAUUUACGAUUUCAACAAUGAUGACUUCAUCUGCAAGUCGGACCUGGAGAAGACGCUGAACAGGCUGACGCGCAACGAGCUGACAGAGGACGAGGUGCGCAUGGUGUGCGAGAAAGUACUGGACGAGGCCGACAUGGACAACGACGGCCGUCUGUCGCUGGAGGACUUCCAGCACAUGAUCGUCAGGGCGCCAGAUUUCCUCAGCACCUUCCAUAUAAGAAUAUAA
Molecule: messenger RNA, 567 nt
Organism: Syngnathoides biaculeatus (alligator pipefish)
Lineage: Eukaryota; Metazoa; Chordata; Actinopteri; Syngnathiformes; Syngnathidae
Gene: cib3
Product: calcium and integrin binding family member 3
Exons: 6
Coding region: 4-567 (187 amino acids)
Molecular function (GO): calcium ion binding
Source: RefSeq, a predicted model, not a curated record